AGCUAACGCGGAAUAUAUAUCAUUUCUACAAUUCCCGCUACCAUCAUAGCCCAAAUGAACCAACAAAAAAACCAAAUACAUAUAAGGACAUAAAUAAACGAAACAGGUAAAAGAAAUUUGAGGUAGAACUUAUAUUUAAGACAGGAAAAUUUAAUUAUAAAGAACGAUUUUGCGAUUGUGAUUCAUGCAAAGGAAAAGGGGAAGAUAUGAAAUAAUUUUUAAGAUAAUUUCAAAAUGGCGUCGGAUAUGUACCGUAUACCUAGCGUGCAAGACGUAGAAAAAAGUGUUUUAGAGCUUAAUAAUCAGGUGAGGUUACAGAGUGCCUUCCUGAGUGGUCAGAUAGACAAGAUUGAUGGGGAGGGACAAUGGGAUGGUGAGGACACAGUACUGGAUAAAACCCAGGCUGAAAAGAUUCUGGUGCGAACCUCCAGUUUGAAAGCUGAGCUAGAAAACUUUAAACUGAACUUGGAGAAGUACCAAGAGGCCGUGAAACGGAGCAGUAGCAGUGGUGAACUAAAAGCAGCUGAACACGAUGAACCAAGCGAGGCACAGCUUAGAGAUAAAGCUGAAAAAAUGGCAGACAGUGAAACUAUAGUGACGCAACCGGAGUCGAGUUCAGAAGGAGUGGAUUUUCACCUCUCUUCUUUUAAUACAGACGGAGGAAGUCUUGAAAAUGAAAACAACAACGUAGCACCCAGAAACGGAACAAAUAAAUCGUAGCGCCCUGAAAUUCCUACAAAUGGACACCGACACACGAGGACUUCUUGGAGAAUUUAGAAUAAAAGCCUUCAGAGAAAUGCAUGAUAUAUGUUAACAGUAAUGACAAAUGCUGCAAUAUGGAAUUGGGGUUUCUUGUUUUGAAUCUAAGCAAUGUCAAUGUUAAUUUCUUGGGCAGUCCUUAUAACUUCUUCCCAAUAAAAAAAAAACUUUGUUGAUUUAAAAAUUGUGUUUAGUUUUCAUGGAUAUCAAUAAACUUGUUUAAGAAGCUAACAAAACAAUUGCCAAUUACAUGUAGUUAAUAAUAGUAUCUUACAUUUGCUUUUUGAAUUUUCUUAUUUUCUGAUUUUUUUUUUUAAUUACAUAAUAUAUCUUGUGCAUCUUUACUGGUUAUUUUAUAAUUGAAGAUACCUUAAU
This is a messenger RNA of Magallana angulata, 1134 nucleotides long. RefSeq lists its product as uncharacterized. NCBI's taxonomy places the organism in Eukaryota, Metazoa, Mollusca, Bivalvia, Ostreida, Ostreidae. The transcript has 5 exons. The coding region runs from base 235 to 720 and encodes 161 amino acids. The record is from RefSeq and is a predicted model, not a curated record.